Molecule: messenger RNA, 1439 nt
Organism: Ichthyophthirius multifiliis
Lineage: Eukaryota; Ciliophora; Oligohymenophorea; Hymenostomatida
Exons: 5
Biological process (GO): proteasome-mediated ubiquitin-dependent protein catabolic process
Cellular component (GO): proteasome regulatory particle, base subcomplex
Molecular function (GO): ATP hydrolysis activity; ATP binding; proteasome-activating activity
Source: RefSeq, a predicted model, not a curated record
AUAAAAAAAUAUUAAAAAAAUCUAAAUGGGAAACCAACAAGGACAGGGCGCAUUUGGUAAUUUACCAAACUAAAAAGAUAAAAAAGAUUAAAAAAAGAAAGAUUAAAUGCCAAAAGAGAAGAAAGUAAUCCCAGCACGUAUCGGUCGUAAAAAAAAGAAUAAAGGAGUCGACACAGCUGUAAAAUUACCAACAGUCACUCCAGUAACUAAAUGCCGUCUUAGACAAUUAAAAUUAGACCGUAUAAAAGAUUAUUUAUUAAUGGAAUAAGAAUUUAUAUAGAAUCACGAAAAACAAAAACCCGAAAUAAGCGACAUUGAAGAUGACGAGCAUGAAACCGAAGAAAGAAAAAAAAUAGAACAACUUAGAGGAUCUCCAAUGUUAAUAGGAAACCUAGAGGAAUUUAUAGACGAAGAUCAUGCCAUAGUAUCAUCCAUAGGUCCCGAAUAUUACGUAAAUAUUUUAUCUUUUGUUGACAAAGAUUAACUAGAACCCGGAUCUACAGUAUUAUUAAACCAUCGUAGUAUGAGUGUAGUAGGUAUAAUGUAAGAUGAAGUAGACCCUAUGUUAAAUGUUAUGAAAGUAGAAAAAGCUCCUUUAGAAAGUUAUGCUGAUAUAGGUGGUUUAGAGGUUCAAAUCACUGAAAUAAAAGAGGCAGUCGAACUCCCUUUAACCCAUCCUGAAAUUUACGAAGAUAUGGGUAUAAAACCUCCUAAAGGAGUUAUCCUAUAUGGACCUCCAGGUACAGGAAAAACACUUUUAGCCAAAGCUGUUGCAAAUGAAACUUCGGCUACUUUCCUUAGAAUUGUUGGUUCGGAAUUAAUUUAAAAAUAUGCUGGUGAAGGCCCUAAAUUAGUAAGGGAAUUAUUUAGAGUAGCCGAAGAACAUGCUCCUACAAUUGUUUUUAUUGAUGAAAUAGAUGCCGUAGGUUCUAAAAGAUAUAACACAUCAAGUGGAGGAGAAAAAGAAAUUUAAAGAACAAUGCUUGAAUUGUUGAAUUAAUUAGACGGAUUUGAUUCUAGAUCAGAUGUAAAAGUUAUCUUAGCUACCAAUAAAAUAGAGUCUCUAGAUCCUGCCCUUAUUAGACCAGGUAGAAUUGACAGAAAAAUAGAAUUCCCAGUACCUGAUAUGAAAACAAAGAAAAAAAUCUUCCAAAUUCAUACAACGAAAAUGAACAUUACAGAAAAUGUAGUCUUCGAUAGUUUCGUGCAUGCAAAAGAUGAUUUAAAUGGGGCAGAUAUUAAGGCUAUGUGUACUGAAGCUGGACUCUUGGCUUUAAGAGAAAGAAGAAUGAAAGUCACUUUGGAGGACUUCGAAAAAGCUAAAGAUAAAGUCCUUUAACUUAAGAAAGGGGAUGUACCAGAAGGAUUAUAUAUUUGAUUUUUUUGUUUUGUUUUGUUUCAUUAUUUUGUUUUAGUUUUUUUUUUUUUUUUCAUUUUUU